Messenger RNA from Dacryopinax primogenitus, 438 nucleotides. RefSeq lists its product as uncharacterized. Lineage: Eukaryota; Fungi; Basidiomycota; Dacrymycetes; Dacrymycetales; Dacrymycetaceae. The record is from RefSeq and is a predicted model, not a curated record. The annotation marks the transcript as partial. The transcript has a single exon.
AAGGACCAUAUCUCUUUCGCGCCUUAAUGGAUGGCACACUUCAAUGUAUAAAGCCAGCCACGAGCCCUACAGAUUCUGACCUUAUCAUCGAUACUUGGCGCUCCACAACCCGACCGCGAACCGCUGUUUUUUCCGGUCGUACGAAGCGGGCAAAGGAUGGAAACAUACAUAUUUGCAUUUCCUACAGCCCGGUCUUUAUGCCAGACGAAUCGAAUGGGGAUAUCGCCUCCGAAAUCCCUUACAAGUCAUGGACCGACAACCUCGUCCUUCAAGUUAGCUCAGAGAAAUUCGUCUUCCAAAACAGCAGGGAUAACUCGAGCGAUAUUCUGGCGCUCUCUGACGAUUGGUCGAUUUUUCGGUUAUUCAAUGGGAUUUCCCGCUUGCACGCCAUCCAGCAGGACGGAGGUAAGGUGGUAUUUCUCCAGACGAACGACUUAG